Messenger RNA from Cannabis sativa, 1260 nucleotides. RefSeq lists its product as uncharacterized. The record is from RefSeq and is a predicted model, not a curated record. Bases 1 to 1260 code for a protein of 419 amino acids. NCBI's taxonomy places the organism in Eukaryota, Viridiplantae, Streptophyta, Magnoliopsida, Rosales, Cannabaceae. The transcript is spliced from 3 exons.
AUGACGAAUGUUUUGAAGAAUUUGAGUAUUGGGAACGCUAAAAAUAUUCAACCAGCUGCUGCCAUUCAAAGUGAUGAUGUAUCAUGUGUGUUUUGUGGAGAAGGGCAUGCAAACAAUGGGGCAUUCUCAAACUCUUACAAUCAAGCAUGGAAGAAUCAUCCUAAUUUAUCUUGGGGGGGUCAAGGAGCAAGCUCAAGCACCACACCAGUCCAAGGAAGACAAGCAUAUCCACCGGGUUUUUCACAACAACCGGGACAUUCACAACAUGCUCAAAAUUCCCAACCGAGUUCUUUGGAGAGUUUAAUGCAGGAUUAUAUGGCCAAAAAUGAUGCGGUGAUACAAAGUCAAGCUGCAUCUCUUCGAAACUUAGAGUUGCAACUUGGACAUUUGGCCAAUGAAUUAAAAGCUAGGCCGCAAGGUUCUUUGCCUAGUGACACGGAGAAUCCAAGGAGGGAUGGGAAGGAACAAUGCAAAUCCAUUCACUUGAGGAGUGGCAAGCAUCUGAAAAAUUCCGAGGAGGAAAUAAAGGGUAGUGGGGAGCCCACUUCAAUCCAAAUCGACGAAAAAUUGAGUAAAAAUCGCCCAGAACUUGCCGAUACUGCACCGGUUGAUACAAAGAAAGGAUUUCGGAAACAACAGCAAGAUGGGCAAUUCAAGAGGUUUCUAGAUGUGUUGAAGCAGCUCCAUAUCAAUAUUCCCUUGGUGGAAGCAUUGGAGCAAAUGCCGAAUUAUGUCAAGUUCUUAAAAGAUAUUUUGACGAAGAAAAGGAGGUUGGGGGAGCUUGAAACUGUGGCUCUUACCGAAGGAUGCAGCGCCAUGUUGAAAAGUAAGAUUCCACAUAAAUUAAAAGAUCCGGGCAGCUUCACAAUUCCAAUUUCUAUUGGGGGAUGGGAUGUUGGAAGAGCUCUUUGUGAUUUGGGAGCUAGUAUUAAUCUCAUGCCCAUGUCUAUUUUCAAGAAGUUGGGAAUUGGAGAAGCAAGGCCAACCACCGUCACUUUGCAAUUAGCGGAUCGUUCCAUGGCUCAUCCGGAUGGAAAAAUUGAAGAUGUUUUGGUACAAGUAGAUAAGUUCAUCUUUCCGGCGGACUUCAUUAUUCUUGACUAUGAGGAAGAUAGGGAAGUUCCAAUCAUUUUAGGGAGGCCAUUUCUUGCCACGGGAAGAACUUUGAUAGAUGUUGAAAAAGGAGAGCUCACCAUGAGAGCUCAAGAUGAGCAAGCCACAUUCAAGGUUUUCCAUCCCAUAGUGCUCUGGAUGCAAUAG